UGUAGUGUAAACAUGCAAAAUUGCCUCUGAAAGCAAAGAACAAAUGUGGCAAGACAAGAAGGAGCACCUUCACAGAGUUUAGAGAGAAAGGAGAAAGUGACUUGUAUAGACUUGCUUGUUUGCAAUAGAAACUAAUCAAGAGUGAUGUGGCACGGCACACCCAGAUAUCUCAAACAUACAGGUAACUGUAAUUUGAAUUCAUUCGGAAGAGAAAGUGACUUGUGACCUGUAUAGCCUUGCUUCUUUGCAGUAGAAAGCGCCAAACGAGCUGACGCAGCACACUCAGAGAAACUUAAAACAAAUACAUUUUACAGUUUGCUGUUCAAAACAUGGAAACUCAAGACCCUGCUGUUGUUGAGGCAGUAAAGGCUUCAGGCGAAUCAACCUUGGAAAAGGCUACAGCAAAAGCCAAAGAAGCAUUUGACCAGUUUAUGAAUGUCUCACUUAACAUCGCUGUGACUGGAAACACAGGAUCAGGAAAAUCCUCCUUUGUAAAUGCACUAAGAGGUCUAAAUGAUGAUGAUGAUGGAGCAGCACUUACUGGGGUCACAGAAACUACAAUAGAGCCAAACAUGUAUGAGCAUCCUGCAAUGCCAAACGUGAAGAUCUGGGACCUGCCUGGAAUAGGAAGUCCAAACUUCAAAGCAAAUAAAUACCUUAAAGAUGUCAAAUUUAAAACCUACGACUUCUUCAUUAUUCUUACCUCGGCGAGAUUCACGGAGAACGAUAUCAUGUUGGCCAAAGAAAUAAAAAAACUGAAGAAAAACUUUUACUUUGUUCGCUCAAAGAUUGACAACGACAUUUCAGCAGAAAAAAGAAAACAACCCUUUGAUGAACAGAGGGUUCUUGACACAAUAAAACAGGACUGUCAGAAAAAUCUGAAAACACUGGGAAAGCCCAACGUUUUCUUGAUAUCAUCUACAGAUUCAAACAAAUAUGAAUUUGAAAACCUUCUAAAUGCACUCUUUGAAGAGCUUCCAGAACUCAAACAAUCAGCUCUUCUACAAGCCUGUCCGGUGUGCUCUGCUGCAUGUCUUGAGAAGAAAAUCAAGAUGUUUGAACGUAUGAGCUGGGCUGUAUCUCUCGCCUCUGCUGGUAUAGCUGUGAUCCCCGUGCCUGGUCUAUCAGCAGCAUGUGAUUUGGCCAUUGUGGUUCUUUUUCUCACAAGGUGCUACUUUGCAUUUGGUUUAGAUGAGAAAUCCCUGACAAGGCUUUCAGAAAAAGUAAACAAGCCCCAUCUGAAAGAUAUGGCCAAAUCAAAGUUUGUCAUUGCCAUCCGAGAAAAAGCUCUGACCAGAAUACAGGUCUCUGCUGCAAUUGCUACCAUUGGUACUGUUGAGUAUUUCUUGAGCCUGCUUCCAGGUCUGGGCAGUGCUGCUGCUGCAGGAAUAUCCUUUGCAACGACGAAGUACCUCCUGACAGAAGGAUUAAAUGAUCUGGCAAAAACUGCUCGAGAAAUACAAAAAGAAGCUGGGCUGGAAAAUGUGUUUAAAUAAUUUCGUUAAGAAUGUAUUUUGUGUUCACAUUCUGAUCAUUGAUUUAUUUCCUAUAAAGCAUAUACAUAUUUUCUGCAUCUUUCAUUGAUAAAAGGAUGAUUGUUGGUAGUCUGUCAAUAUUUAGCUAAGCAAACAAAAUAUGUCUUGAUAAUAAAAAGCAAAUGUUAAUGUAGUGCAAUAUAUUACAAUUAGUAGACAGUUUUCAGUCUAACAAUCAAGUACAAUACCUAAUUUCUUUUUUAAAAACAUUGUUUACUUGUAUACCAUUUACACCUUUCUACUUCUCAAUAAUAAACUUUAAUUACUUAAUUAGUUGUCAUUUAACUUUAUUUUUACUGGGAUGGGAUUAGAUUUUACCUAUCACAAAUAUUGUAUAAUGACUCAAACUUAACAAAAUUCUAACAUAUGUUUUAUUCUUUUUGGGGCUUAGUUCUUUUUAUAAUAUUUCUUUUUGUAUAUUAGUUCAGUAAUAUUUGUACUUUUUAACCAUUUGAAAUAUUUUACGAACUUCAAUAAUAAAAAUGAACUUAUUGACAGGAGUUGAUUUUCAGGGUGUUUUAGAUAUCCAGACAGAGGAAUUUUUGUUCUAUUAUCCAGAAUGUAUGUGGUGUGUGGUUUCCUAUAAGUAUGAAUCUAAAUAAAAAAAAUUAAUAAAC
Danio aesculapii is the source of this 2152-nucleotide messenger RNA. RefSeq names its product interferon-inducible GTPase 5-like. Bases 330 to 1496 code for a protein of 388 amino acids. The record is from RefSeq and is a predicted model, not a curated record. Gene Ontology annotation, molecular function: GTP binding. The transcript has 3 exons. NCBI's taxonomy places the organism in Eukaryota, Metazoa, Chordata, Actinopteri, Cypriniformes, Danionidae. Gene Ontology annotation, cellular component: membrane.